CCUCUCCACAUCCCUUUCUCUAGGCGGUAUAUAUGCGAAUUGGGGCAUUUAAUGCAUGCUAGAUCCCUCUCUCACUCUCUACCUAUAAAACUCCUCCUCCCCUAAAACAGCCAUUGGAGAGAGACCUCCAAACCCAAAGAAAGAGAGAGGCCAAAGAAGAUGGGAAGAAGGAGAAGCCAUUGCUGCCCAAAGGAGAGUACGAAUGUGAACAGAGGGGUUUGGUCCUCUAAGGAAGAUGAGAUCCUCACCAACUAUGUCAACCUCCAUGGUGAAGGCAAAUGGAGAACUGUUGCCCUAAAUGCUGGGUUGAACAGAUGUGCAAAGAGCUGCAGGCUUCGAUGGCUGAACUACCUAAAACCCGGCAUCAAGAGGGGUAACAUCUCUGAGGACGAGGAGGAACUCAUCAUAAGGCUACAUUGCCUUCUCGGGAACAGGUGGGCACUGAUAGCUGGGAGGCUUCCCGGGAGAACGGACAAUGAAAUAAAGAACUACUGGAACACGAUCCUCGUCAAGAAGUCGCACAAACAUCCACGGACCGCACUUCGCCCGAAAUCAGUACCACCAAACUCUUUGGAGGAACAUUUUUCUCCCAACAAUGAGGAUGAUGCCAUGAACUUUGAUAAUAAUCAUAGUAUCCUGAAUGCCCGUCAUGAGGCUUUAAUUGGCCUUGCUGAUCAAGCUGAUGAUGGUGAGAAGCAGAAGUAUGGGCCAGGGUCGGGGCCAGGGCCAGGGCCAUUCACAUUCUCUCCUACCGUCGCCCCAGAAGGCACUGGCAAUGAUGACCUAGGCUUCAUGAUGGAUGAAUCUUAUGGCUCGGAAUCACUGUCCGGGAAUCUUAAUGAAGUCGUGCCAGAGGACAUCCUCAACUUGUCUCCUUCCUCUACUUCGCCCGGCAGUGGGUCUCUUUUCUCUGGAGAUGAUCAAGCGAUGAUGAUCAACAAGUUUGAAAACGAGAUCAAUAAUUGCAGCAAUACUACUAUAAGGGAGCCAACGCUUGAUGUGGAGCUGAAGAAGUUGGCCUCUUUUCUUGAUUUAGAAGAUGAGUGGAGGGAACUACUAAAGAUAUGAAGAGAAUCUACAAAUUAGAAGGGGAAAGAGUAUGCUAUUUUUCAAUUUUAAAUAAUAUAUGUAUUUAUGCAUGCGUGUAUUUGAAACUAGUCUAGAUCUUCUGUGGUUCUUAAUUAUAUGAUGGAAAAUAUAAUGAUCAGUGGUAGUUUUCUUUUUC
Punica granatum (pomegranate) is the source of this 1225-nucleotide messenger RNA. NCBI's taxonomy places the organism in Eukaryota, Viridiplantae, Streptophyta, Magnoliopsida, Myrtales, Lythraceae. The record is from RefSeq and is a predicted model, not a curated record.